UUGAUACACGUACAUGUACCACCGAAUUUAUGACGUCCUUUAAAUCUUAAAUUUAACCAUCUGAUUCAAGUGAAUUAUCACUUCUAUAACUUAAGUCUCCUCGCAGUUUCAGAUACUUAUCACUGACCUCUAUUUAUAGGAUUGGAUAGUAAUGAUAGCUUUACGACUUGUAUCAGUUAGGGAAAUUGACUAUAUUGAGAGCGUAAUCAUGUGAUCACUGUAUAUAUUGCUGAUAUCGGAGCAGAUGGUUGAUUUCACAUCUAAUACUUUACAUGUAUCGGAUCAGAAAAUGAAGGAAAUUUUUUGGAAAGAUUUAUAGUUUAUUUUUCGAAGGAUUAUAUUUUUAACAUGACUAUUACAUUUCCUUCUAUAAACAGUGUGACAGAUUUGAAAAGAGAUAAUGCUGGACACGAUGGAAAACAAGGAGAUCACAGACAUCCAAUUGAUGAUCCUGUGGUGCAGGUUAUCAUCGCAGUGUGUUGUGCUGUUGUUAUUUCCUGUGUGAUUUUUGCAUGCAUCAUUUGCCUCAGACGACGCAAUUCUUCAGUGCGGCGUAAAUCUAGUCUUGGGCAUUUCUUUAUCACAAAUGAUGCUCCAUCACCAUUUGGAAUUGCUAGUUUGAACAGCCAGCUUUAUCGCUCACAAAGUGAGGAUAACAAAAAUGCUAUUGAUGACACAAAUUAUAAUACUUUUUUGUAUAGCGAAGAGUACCCACAAGAAGAGUAUUCCGAAUUGGAUAUGUCAGAUAGAUCGAGUACACCCUCCGGUGAUAGAUCAAGUACUCCUUCCGGUUCAGAUAUAAUUGAAACAAAUUUUAACGGUAGUCCUCAAAGUGACAAAUCCGCAUCUGACAUGAAUAAGAUUUCCGCUAUCAAGAAAUUGAGAAUGAUGAGAAGGGCAAAGUCUAUGGGAAACUUGACACAUGGGGUAGCUUCCGGUGUGAUUUAUAGAACAGAUAACGAGACAGUACUUACUCUUUGUUUAGAGUACCAUCAAGCUAACUCUGUGCUUAAUAUAGAUUUACAAGACGCCAUGGAUCUUCCUUUCAAAACACAAAAUUCUGAAGUGUUUAUUACCGCUCAUUUAUUCCCUAAAUCAAACGAAGGCAUAAACACGAAAGUAGUGCGCGUGGAUGAAAUUGUACAUUUUGACGAAAUUUUACAGUUUAGUAAUGUAUCUUUACAAGAUUUAGAACAUUGUACAUUAAGACUGUCUUUAUUUUCUAAGAAAAAAUCAAAGACCAACUUUAUUGGUGAAGCAUUUAUACAGUGUACUGAAAUAAAUAUAAAGUCGCCAUCUCCAACAAGAAUGGAAGUUGUUCUUCAAAGGAAAAGGCUAAAAAAGCAUUCUACUGCAGACAAACAUUUAAACAGCAAUCUGGGUGAAAUAUUUGUUUUGCUGCAGUAUAACAGUAUGGCCAAAAGAAUGAAAGUAUUUAUAAGACGAGCAGAACAUUUACCGAAAUCAGAUAGACUCCUUGGACAACCAGUCCAUUACAUUAUACUAAAUAUUUAUUUACACGGUGAACUUAUUAUGACCAAAGAAACAAAAACUGUGAGUGGAUACAGUCCGGUGUGGAACCAACCGUUCCUUUUUGACAUUCAUAAUUCCACUGUUGGUGAGCAUGCGCUUGAGCUUGUGAUAAUGAGAGGUCGUCGACACACAAGAGAUGGUGUUAUAGGCCGUGUGGUGAUAGCAAAACAUGGCCCAAAAUCGGGAGUCGAUCAUUGGUUGGAAAUGAUUCGGCCAUGUUCGCACGAAGUUGCUAAAUGGCAUAAUAUCCUUCCAGUAAUUAAAUUUGAGGCAUGAUAGACUUAGUUGAUUGCGACAUUAACAGGUUCUGCAAUCUGUGUUUAAACACUAUAUGAAUGCCUUCAAAAUGAUUUACAUGCUUUAAAACAAACUUAUGUGAUAUUUUCGUUUGUGAUGUCUUUCAACAUUUUCCAAAAAUCUUAUGUAUAGACGAGGGUUUGGAUGGGGUUACAGAAUAGAGAAUAACUGGCCAGUGCUACAGACAAAGGGCAAAAAAUAAAAAAUAGAAAAAAUAUGCCAAAAAAUAAAGAAUAGAGAGUAACGGGUGCUAAAAUAUAAAGAAUGGAGAAUAAAAGGCAAAAUUUAUAAAGAAUAGAGAAAAAAAGUUUAAAAAAAUAAAGAUUACAGAAUUAAAGGACACCCCAUCCAAACUUUCAUAGAUAGCGUUGUUUUACCUAGUCAUAUUGAUAAUUAUGGAAAUGUCUUGUUUUAUUGUUAUAUUUGUCUUAAAGUUUAUUUCGAAACAAUUAAGUGUUUUCGAAAUGAAAGGUUUUACUUUCAAUUAAGUCCAUUCUUAUUGAGAGAAAACAAAUCUCAUCAAAGAUACCAGGAUUAUAAUUGUUUACGUCAGACACACGUUUCGUCUACAAAAGACUUAUCAGUGACACGCGAAUUAAAACAGUUAAAAGGAAAAAAAAACAACAAAAAAAACGGUUAAAAGAGUAUUGAGGGCCAAUUAUCCAGAAAGGUAAUAUUUUCCUAAGGUAGAACAUUCUUAGUAUUUCAAACACUUCAAAGUUUUGUAAAGGUUUUGAAACCCAUUAAAAUGUAUCUGAUUUUAUUUUUGUGAAUAUAAGUAUUAUUUUAAAAAAGAAAAACAGUCGCCGUGAAAUAUUUUUGUUGAUGAAAUCAUAAAAGAUUUUAACUUUAUUAUAAUUAUAUGUUUUUGUAUGGUUCAGUGAAAUAUCUAUAUAACAUAAAUCGAAUGUUGUACAAACCUGGAAAUUUUAAUAUUGUUGAUUGCAUAGAUAUAAGAUAAUAUUUUAUAUUUUUCAUAUUUAUGUCUAGAAAUGUGUCGUAUUGCCCUCUAUAUUAUGAUUGCUUAUUGUUUUCAAAUAAAAGAUUUCACCACUU
This is a messenger RNA of Mytilus californianus (California mussel), 2886 nucleotides long. Its product is annotated as synaptotagmin-11-like. Gene Ontology annotation, cellular component: synapse; axon. NCBI's taxonomy places the organism in Eukaryota, Metazoa, Mollusca, Bivalvia, Mytilida, Mytilidae. Gene Ontology annotation, biological process: regulation of dopamine secretion; vesicle fusion; cellular response to calcium ion. The record is from RefSeq and is a predicted model, not a curated record. The transcript is spliced from 5 exons. Bases 349 to 1809 code for a protein of 486 amino acids. Gene Ontology annotation, molecular function: calcium-dependent phospholipid binding; phosphatidylserine binding; clathrin binding.